Cokeromyces recurvatus is the source of this 1763-nucleotide messenger RNA. Its product is annotated as HSF-type DNA-binding-domain-containing protein. The transcript is spliced from 5 exons. Gene Ontology annotation, biological process: regulation of DNA-templated transcription. Lineage: Eukaryota; Fungi; Mucoromycota; Mucoromycetes; Mucorales; Mucoraceae. The coding region runs from base 190 to 1692 and encodes 500 amino acids. Gene Ontology annotation, molecular function: sequence-specific DNA binding; DNA-binding transcription factor activity. The record is from RefSeq and is a predicted model, not a curated record.
AUUUAAAAUAAAAAAAAAAGGGAAGGGGGAGAAUGAGAAAACGUAAUAUAUGAAAGAAGGGGAGGAAGGGAAAACAAAAACAACAAAAACACAUAAAAACAAAAACAAAAGGGAGUGGUUGCGUAUAAAGGGGGUGUAGAGAGGCAAUAUAGACAUAGUGACGCAAAUGAGGAGUAAAGUUGUAUUAUUAUGUCUACGCGAAAAUCUAUUACAAAAGGUAGUGGAGAAAUAGUAAGAGCCAAUCCAAAUCAGUUUACAUUUAAUAAUGACGAUCAGUUUCAAUAUACAAUACAAGAUGAUAUAUUCAAAUCAGCAGCAGUAGCAGCAGCAACAACAACAACAACAACAGAAGAAUGUUGUGAUACUUGGAGCCAUCAUGAUUUAUCUACUACUGCAAAUCAGACUGAUCAUGCAAUAGCAGGUUUUAUAUUAAAACUUUACAAAUAUCUUCAAACUCAAGACGAUGAACAGAAAUAUGUACGAUGGAGUAACUUUAAUGGGGUUGAUAUGUUUAUUAUUGAUUGUAUAUCUAAAUUUACUGAGAUAGUUUUACCUAAAGUAUUUAAACAUUGUAAAUUUGCAUCCUUUGUUAGACAAUUAAAUAUAUAUGGAUUUCGACGAGAUUCAGAUGGUCGUAAAUCAAAAGAUAUGAAAGGGAAAGAUAGUUGUCGAUGGUAUCACUCCUAUUUUCGUCCUGAACGUCGAGAUUUACUUCACCUCAUACGCAGAAAGUCACCUCGUCAUUCACGUACUACUAAAAAAACCGUCGUCGUCGUUGAGAAAAGGACGGAUCGAAAAGAGCAAAACAGUCCAGAAUGGAUCGAUGGCUUAUCAGGUAACGAUAGCUUCCCCAUCACGACCUCCUCCUCCUCCCCCCAUUCACGUCAUUUUGAAGAAGACCAUGAUGGCAUAAAUGACGAAACGAGAGAACCUUCUUCAAAUAUCGCUCCAUCUUAUAGUAGCAGUAGUGUCAGUACUACGAAUAUGGAUUAUCAUGAUGAUCAUGACUUGGUUCAAUUCACUUUUCAAAAUUCAUUAAAGCUAAAAGAAGAAGAAUAUGAUGAUAAUCAAACUUUAUCUUCAUAUUUUAAAGAGAACGCCACUAAUUUCAGCAGGAAAACCCCAGUUUUUGAUCUACCAAUUAAUAAUAAUAAUAUCAUUUUUGUUCCUCCGCCUCCUACUAGUACUCCUGUUAUGGAAACGGAAUCAAAAUUUAAACACUUUUAUUCGUCAUUGAUUUCUCGCGAGCAAGAAGAGGAGAACAUUCCGAUUGACACAAAAAUUUGGCUUCAAAAAGAAUUUAUACAAUUACAGGAAACGUAUUCAAGUAUGUGUAAGACAUUAACAGGAGAAGUAACAAAGGCGUAUGAAAUUAUAGAGUCACAAAAGUUAAGGAUUGAAUAUUUAGAUAAUCUAUUGCUAUUUCUUCAGCAGCAGCAGCAGCAGCAGCAGCAGCAGCAGUCGCCGCAACUUAGUGUGUCAUCACAACAUAAUUCUACCUUUAUACAACAACAAGAACCCAUCUUUUACGAGAAUAAAUCGACGAAUUUUUUAAUGACAGAAUAUGAUGAUGAUAAUAAUAACAGAGCUUACAAUAUUUUUAUGCACAAUGAUAAUUUAAUGAUAAAUCAUCGAUAUUUUCCUCGAGAUCCCAACCAAGAACUAGCACAGAAUAAUCUUUUCUUUUUUUAAGAUUUGGAUCUAUAUUGUAUAAACAGCGUUUUUUAUAAACCGAAGAAUUAUUAUUAUUAUUAUUAUUUUUU